AUGGAUGAAAAGUACGACAAACACAAAGUGAAGAAACCUAGGGUGCUGAACAGAAAGAUUGUCAUCGCCUUGAUUGUGGCAGUUAUUCUGGUAGUAGUUAUUUCUGUCUCUCUGGCAGUGACUCUGAUGCCUACCCGAACCACGAGAGAGGCUCGGAUGCAGACGGUUAAUGAUAUACUGGAUAGAGUACCACUAGUUGAUGGUCAUAAUGAUUUCCCGUGGCAUAUACGGCUAGACACCGCCAUCAAUGGAAGCUUGUCCCGCUUAAAUAUGAGCCAAGACUUGAGAAAGGUGCUGAGGUAUAGGGCGAAGUUCCAUCCCAGUCAGACAGACAUACCCAGAAUAAAGAAGGGACGCCUUGGCGCACAGUUUUGGGUGUCAUUUGCGCCAUGUGAAUCCCAGUUCAAGGACGCCACUGUGAAAGCCCUGGAGCAGUUGGACCUCAUUAAACGAAUGAUUGCGCAGUAUUCUGAUGUCUUUGAAUUUGUCACCACAGCAGAUGGUAUUGAAUCUGCCCAUAAAAGCGUUAAAGUGGCCAGUCUCCUGGCUGUGGAGGGAGGUCAUCACAUCAGGAGUAGUCUGGGGGUACUGAGGAUGUUCUACGAACUGGGAGUGCGUUAUAUGACCCUCACCUGGAACUGUAAUACACCGUGGUGGGCUGACUGCAACGUCGCUACCAGGCAACGAAAACCUGUCCACCACGGCCUGACGGACUUCGGCAAGAUCGUCGUGAAGGAGAUGAACCGCUUAGGAAUGAUGGUAGACCUGUCGCACGUGGCCAAAGAAAACGGCGGCAUAGUUAUGGUUAACUUCUACAAUGAUUUUAUAAACUGUUCUGCUGAAAACACAUAUACAGGGGAACAGGACUGGAGACCCGCGGAUAUCAACCAAGUCAUAGAUCACAUAGAGUACAUACGCAAUAUAACCGGCGUUGAUCACGUUGGACUAGGCAGCGACUUUGAUGGUAUAGACAGGUAUCCUGUCGGUCUAGAAGACGUGUCGAAAUUCCCCAACAUUCUCUACGAGUUGAUGUCACGUGGUUGGAGUGAGGAAGAGCUGGAAAAACUUGCCGGGAAAAACUUUCUUAGGGUGUUCAGAAAGGUUGAGGAGGUGAGAUAG
Messenger RNA from Lingula anatina, 1119 nucleotides. RefSeq names its product dipeptidase 1-like. The record is from RefSeq and is a predicted model, not a curated record. Gene Ontology annotation, molecular function: metallodipeptidase activity. Lineage: Eukaryota; Metazoa; Brachiopoda; Lingulata; Lingulida; Lingulidae. Gene Ontology annotation, biological process: proteolysis.